AUGAAAGAGAACAAGAAGCACAGAAAAGAAGAAGGAGAAGGAAGGUCAACAAUUGAAGAAGAGAAGAAGAAGAAGGGGAUAGAAGAAGAAGAAGAAGUAGAGAAGAAGAAGAAGAAACAAGAAGAACAAGAAGAAGAAAGAAGCGAAGAAAAAGAAGAGGUCAGACCAGAGAGAGGUCAGACCAUGGAGAAGAAACCAGGAGAACAAUAUGUCACACAUGAAGAAGAACAAGAAGAAGAAGGUCCAGACCAUGGAGAAGAAGAAGAAGAAGAAAAGAAGAAGAAGAAG
Larimichthys crocea (large yellow croaker) is the source of this 288-nucleotide messenger RNA. Its product is annotated as cilia- and flagella-associated protein 251-like. The record is from RefSeq and is a predicted model, not a curated record. Lineage: Eukaryota; Metazoa; Chordata; Actinopteri; Sciaenidae. The annotation marks the transcript as partial. The transcript has 4 exons.